Messenger RNA from Sesamum indicum (sesame), 990 nucleotides. Its product is annotated as dolichol-phosphate mannose synthase subunit 3. The record is from RefSeq and is a predicted model, not a curated record. Gene Ontology annotation, biological process: GPI anchor biosynthetic process. Gene Ontology annotation, cellular component: dolichol-phosphate-mannose synthase complex; endoplasmic reticulum membrane. NCBI's taxonomy places the organism in Eukaryota, Viridiplantae, Streptophyta, Magnoliopsida, Lamiales, Pedaliaceae.
AUUUUGUCGUUAAGAUCUCCUUUGGGUCUUGCAUUCUUACCCGCGAGAAGCAAAUUAGGGCAAAAUUCCCAAAUCCCAGUUCGAGAAGGACACAGAAGAAGUUAAAGGUAGCUGCUUUGAGGAACUUCGGCCUUUCUUCUCUUCUUUCUAGUCUCUUGAGUAAGCUCUUUUUCAAGUGAAUGAUCUAGAAGUUUCAUUACCACAAUGCAAAGAGAAGCUAAAAUACUUGAUGGAAUCGAUCUUUCGGAAAUGGAAAAUCCCCACUUUGUCGGAAAAGAAAAAAAAUCCAAAUUAUCUGCGACUUGAAGCAUGCAAUUGAUGGAUUUCUCAAUUUUUUUGAAAUAACAUAAUCUGGGUUUUACUGCUUAUAGAAGAUUUUGAUUUCUUGGUUGUCUUAUGGUUUAUUGGGGACCGAAAGGGAAGACAAAUACUGCACAUCAAAUGAAGCAUAUAGUGAAGAUCAUGGCAUUGCUGGUAGCCAUGUCGGCUCUUUGGAUUAGCCUAUUGCAGUCAUCUAAAAUACCCGAGAGCUAUACUUGGUUGCUGCCUCUCUACUUCAUUGUAUCACUUGGGUGCUAUGGUCUGUUAAUGGUCGGAGUUGGUCUGAUGCAAUUUCCGACUUGCCCGCAUGAGGCCGUUCUAUUGCAACAGGAUAUUGUUGAAGCAAAGGAAUACCUGAAGCAAAACGGGGUGGAUGUUGGGUCCAACCCAUAGGUAUAUUUGAUCAGAGCACUGCAAGAUUUCAUUGUUUUGGAGGUACCUGCAACAAAGAAUUACUAGUUGAGCAACACCAUCUACACAGUACACCGACAUGUCGGCUUAGACAGAUUUGUCAUGAAUUUUUGGCUGAGAUUGUCUAAAAGUUUGCCACUUAGACUGAUAUAGUUCGGACAAGAAAGUUUUUUGUACUGGAAAUGGGCAGCACGCUGUAGCUGAGUCGGUGGAUGUUUCUUUCUUGAGAUGGGAAAUUUGGAAUGUCUUGUUUAUGAA